UGAAAGAAAAGAAAAACAAAACAGGAAGUUCAGAGGAGAGAGGGAGGGGUGAGGAGGUGGUCUCCAUGGCAACACAGCAACAACACAGCAGAAAGAGAAGAGAGAGACGAAACAGAGAGAAGAAGGAGAAGAAGACGAGGACGGUGGAUGUGCAGCAGCAGGGAUGAUGACCUGUUUCCGUGGCAACCGGGAGGAACUCUACGGAGAAGUGCUCCUAUUGGACGAGAGGAAGCUGACGCUGACGGGCAUCAAGAAGUCGUGGAAGGCGGCGGCCAUCUUGCAGCAGGUGUUCUCUCACCUGAACCUGGAGGAGGGGCAGUUCUUCGGUCUGAGGUUCUGCGACGACAAACAGCAGACGCUCUGGUUGGAUCCGUCCAAGACUCUGUCACAGCAUCGACUCCUCCUCGGGCCUCCGUACAUUUUCUACUUUGGAGUCAAGUUUUAUGUUGAAGAUCCCACAAAGCUGAAGGAAGAAACAACUCGGUGUCAGUUCUACCUGCAGCUCCGUCAGGAUGUCCGGCGAGGUCGGCUGCUCUGCCCCACCUACCUCCGCCCACGGCUGGACGCUCUGAUGCUGCAGGCGGAGCGAGGAGACCUCAGAGAUGACGACACGUCAGACUCAGAGAGGCAGGAAGUUCAACUCAUCUACAAAACACUGAGUGGCAUCUCUCGUCUCCAGGCUCAGAGUCUCGUUCUGUCUCUCUGCAGCUCUCUGCAGAUGUAUGGAGUCUCUCUGUUCGCUGCCUAUGGCGAGAACCAGACUGAGUACUUCUUGGGUCCAACUCCAGUGGGUGUGGUCAUCUACAAAAACAAAGAGCUGGUGGGAAAAUAUUUCUGGCGACGAAUCACCAAACUUCACUUCAAAGACGAGAUGUUUGAGCUCAGAGUUCUCGGCAAAAACGGUUCAGAGACGUCAUUCUUCUUUCAGACAUCUGAUCGAUGUGACUGUAAACGUUUGUGGAGGUGUUGUGUUGAACAUCACACCUUCUUCAGGAUGUCGGAGUCGAAUCCACAAACACACAAACUGAAACUCAACAGCGCUGCUCGUUCUCCCUCUGCAGCUCUCCCUCAGCUCACAAGCACACCUGUCAACAACAAAACAACAACAGCAGCAGCAGCAGCAGCAGCUGUGUCCACCAAUCACAGCCGUGAACCACUGAUGAAGCAGACGGCGCCACCAGCUGCUCACAGGUCAGAGGGCGGGGCCAAGUCGGACCAGGGGAGGCCCAGUGCACCAUGGGAGAACAGCGGCACUGCAAGCGGUCUGUUCAACCCAAAGUUUCCUCCAAACACCAAAGAAGAAGAAAAAGAUGGAGGACGACCACAGAGACGCAGCAGAAGUUUGGAUGGUGAUCGACCAAUCAGAGGGCAGAGGAGAAGCAGGUCUCGUUCCCAUGGCAACACAAGCAGCGGCAGCGAAUCAGAGAAGAGCAACAGCGAGCGGCGGCAGAGGAGAACAAAGAGCCGGGGUCGCCAUGGUGACCGGGGCCCUGACUCCGCCUCCCACUGCCGCGCCAGAUCACACAGUCCGGACGCCAGAACAUGGAAACACAUUCAGAAGCAUCUGGUGGAUCCUGAUGGUGUGAUUGACAGACAAACGGAGGAAAUACCAUAUAAGGAAGUGAGAGUGUCGGGGGAGCCAAUCAGAACACGUCGUUCUCCCAAGGGACAACGACAUCAGCGGUGGGCAUCGGCCUCACAGCUGCAGUCACAGAUGGUCCCGCCUCUUCUUGUUACCACAGCAACAGACACUUCCUGUCGGGUACCUACCAAUCACUGAGGCAGCUGGACCCACAGUGCACCUGUUCUCUACCCACAAUGCACCUGUUCUCUACCCACGAUGCACCUGUUUACAUGUCAUUAAAAAACUUUCCUCCAGUGA
Molecule: messenger RNA, 1882 nt
Organism: Acanthochromis polyacanthus (spiny chromis)
Lineage: Eukaryota; Metazoa; Chordata; Actinopteri; Pomacentridae
Gene: epb41l4a
Product: erythrocyte membrane protein band 4.1 like 4A
Exons: 23
Coding region: 164-1780 (538 amino acids)
Cellular component (GO): cytoskeleton
Source: RefSeq, a predicted model, not a curated record